Messenger RNA from Juglans microcarpa x Juglans regia, 921 nucleotides. RefSeq names its product L10-interacting MYB domain-containing protein-like. The record is from RefSeq and is a predicted model, not a curated record. Bases 1 to 921 code for a protein of 306 amino acids. Lineage: Eukaryota; Viridiplantae; Streptophyta; Magnoliopsida; Fagales; Juglandaceae. The transcript is spliced from 3 exons.
AUGGCAUGGACAAGUGAGAUGGACCGCUGUCUUAGUGACAUACUUGUUGAGCAAGUGAAAAAAGGAAACAGGAUAGAUGGCACUUUUAAAGCUGCAGCAUACAGAGCAGCACUUACAGCCCUAAAUGAAAAUUUUGGGCUUGAUCUGACAAAAGGACACAUUCAAAAUCGGCUAAAAACAUGGAAGAAGCAGUUUGGGAUUCUAAAGGAGCUCCUUCCUCAUAAAGGAUUUAGGUGGGAUGAAACACAAAAGAUGGUUAUUGCAGAUAAUUCUGUAUGGAAUGACUAUAUCAAGACUCACCCUGAUGCCAGGAUUUUCCGCAAUAGACAUAUUCAGAACUACGAUCAAUUGUACAUCAUCUUUGGCGAUUAUAAUGAGCCCGCGGCGGCUGUUGAUGUCUCUUCUAUUCAAUGUGGUGUUAUGGCAAAAGAUCAAGGUAGGCACAUGAGCUGGACAAAUGAAAUGGACAGCUGCCUUGCCAAAGUACUUGUGGAGCAAAUGAAAAUUGGAAACAAGAAUAAAUUAGAUAAAAAAUUCAAACCAGCUGCAUUUGAAGUAGCUGUUUUGGCUAUAAAGGAAAAUUUUCACCUUGAUUUGACGAAGGACCACGUUAAGAAUCGUCUCAAAACAUGGAAGAAACAGUAUGAUAUUUUGCAAGAACUCUUGGACCAGAACGGUCUUGAGUGGAAUGAGGGACGAAGGAUAGUGAUUGUAAAUGAUAUAUUGCAUGGAAUGAAUAUAUCAAGAGACACCGGCCCAGAUGCAAAGCAAUUAAGAGCCAGGUCUAUUGAGAAUUACGAUGAGUUGCGAAUGAUCGUAGGCAAUGAGCCAUCAGAUGGACAUUUAAAAACGUGCAAACUUGAUGUCAGUCCUGCUUUGGAUGAUAAAGAGGGCGACCGAUGUUUGCUAAUGAAGAAAUGA